Molecule: messenger RNA, 1232 nt
Organism: Drosophila subobscura
Lineage: Eukaryota; Metazoa; Arthropoda; Insecta; Diptera; Drosophilidae
Exons: 3
Coding region: 32-1123 (363 amino acids)
Biological process (GO): apoptotic DNA fragmentation
Cellular component (GO): nucleus; mitochondrial inner membrane
Molecular function (GO): single-stranded DNA endonuclease activity; metal ion binding; nucleic acid binding
Source: RefSeq, a predicted model, not a curated record
UCAGUUGUAGCUCUAAGCUCAAGCUGUGAAGAUGAACAAUGUGCGGUGUCUCUGUCUAAGUCUCAGUUUGCUUUUUUUACUCGGAAACGCUCAGGCUGAUUGCGCGCUAAAUGCAAAUGAAUUAACACAGACGAGUCGGGUUUUCGCCACACACGAUGGUUCGAGCUAUCAACUGCUACGCAAGGGCUUGGUUCCCAACAAUGCUAGAGUAUAUUCGAUUUGCCAUGCAGCUGACAUAAUACUCUCCACCUGCACUGCAAACAGCUUCAACCCACCACUGGCCACAGCUGGUUGCAGCCAAUCUGUAAGCCCAGUCGUGGAGGCAAUCGCUGAUUCUAGUUGCUCCUACACCAUGUAUCGUGUGGGCUAUAAUGUCGAAAAUGUAGCGUUUCUAGAGAUCUAUAGAAGUUGCUACGAUCGGGCGAAUGUGAAAGCGCUUUUUACGAUUUACAUGGCCCACACAAGCACCUCGGACGUGGAUCGUCAGAUACAUUUCACAACUGACCGCAUCAUCUCUGGAGCAGCUGCCAGCUCGUUUCUGAAUCCCAAGAUAUAUGAAAGAUACAAUCGACUCUUGACCUCCGCCCAGACUUAUUUUACAAAAGGCGCGAAUAUGUACGAUCGUGGCCAUCUCACACCAUCGCUUGACUUUGCCUUCAAGGAGAGCAGAGGACAGACAAACAAAUACAUCAACUUGAUACCACAGUUCAGUACAAUCAAUCGCGGCAACUGGAAAACCAUCGAGAACUGGGUGCGACGACAGCUGUCUGAAGGACACUUCGAUGUCCUAAAAGUAUGCACUGGUGUCUUUGGAGUGCUCGAACUGUCCGCGGGAAACGUUGAAAUGUUUCUGUUGGACAACCCAAACAGGAAUCCCGUUCCCAAAUGGAUAUACAAAAUUGUAAGCCACAUAUCGGGCGCACACUUUGUAUUCCUCACCUACAACAACGCACACGCAACCACACGGCCGAUGGGGCAAGUCGUGUCCAGCGUUUGCCGAGAAGUUCCGUGCCAAAACUUGGGUCUAAGUGUACGGAACGAGGGCACGGCAGGAUACACCUUCUGCUGCGACCCUUACGAUUUUAUUGCUAGAAACCUACCACAUUUAACGGGAGUUUGCUGAGCCUGUGAAAGCUUUGAAGUCUGGUUUGUAAACCAAGUUUGGAACAUGGCUAAAAAGCUGCGAAAGUAUUUGGUGGCAAAAUAAAGCGUUCUAUUCGUAGACUUAUAGA